This is a messenger RNA of Mustela lutreola (European mink), 2183 nucleotides long. RefSeq names its product nodal growth differentiation factor (gene NODAL). The transcript has 3 exons. Gene Ontology annotation, cellular component: extracellular region. Lineage: Eukaryota; Metazoa; Chordata; Mammalia; Carnivora; Mustelidae. The coding region runs from base 400 to 1446 and encodes 348 amino acids. Gene Ontology annotation, biological process: BMP signaling pathway; SMAD protein signal transduction. Gene Ontology annotation, molecular function: type I activin receptor binding; cytokine activity; growth factor activity. The record is from RefSeq and is a predicted model, not a curated record.
GGGAGCCUGGGGACACAGGAAGGGGCAGGAAUCCAAGGUCAGGCAAAGCAAGGAAGCCACAAUUCUAAUCGGAGGGUUGCCUGUGACAUGUUUGCUGUGCCUCCAAAACCAGGCCGUUAGUACCUAGAGGAGCCUGGGCUCGGUGCCAGGAGGGGCCACCAGGAAGGUCCCCCACCUACCAUCACCUCCAGCUCCGCGGGUCUCCUCCCUACCAGGCUCAGGUCUGGCCCGCCCCAGCAGGUGGUCACUCUGGGGGCCACCACCAACAACCCCCUCCAGGUUGGGGGCAGGUAUAGGAGCUCAAGGCUUUCCCCAGGGAGGGAGGAAAGAGGCGGGGCGGCGGCGAAGGCCCGGGAUAUAAGGGGCGGAGGCGCGGCUCGCAAGCCCAGCCAACCCACCAUGCACGCCCCCCAGCUGCCGGUGUUCCUCCUGCACGUCUGGUGGGUCCUGCGCCAGGCGGGCGCCGCCACGGUGGCCCCGGUGCCGCUCCGAACGCGGGUACAGCCCUCGUCGCCGUCCCCUCUCGCGUACAUGCUGAGCCUCUACCGGGACCCGCUGCCCCGGGCGGACAUCAUCCGCAGCCUGCAGGCUCAAGAUGUGGAGGUGGAUGGGCAGAACUGGACCUUUGCUUUUGACUUCUCCUUCCUGAGCCAAGUGGAGGAUCUGGUGUGGGCCGAGCUCCGGCUGCAGCUGUCCCGCCCUGUGGACCUGCCCCCCGGCGUCCCACUCUCCAUCGAGAUUCUCCACCAGCUAAAGCCCGAUGCGGAGCAGGACCCGGCUGACUGCCACGAGCGUCUUCGGAUGGACCUGUUCACCGUCCCUCUGUCCCAGGUUACCUUUUCCUCAGGCAGCAUGGUCCUGGAGGUGACCAGGCCACUGUCCAAGUGGCUGAAGCACCCCGGGGAGCUGGAGGAGCAGAUGUCCGGUUUGGUCGGAGAGUGUCAGCGGCGGGCUCCCACCCCGCCUGUCACCAGCGUGCUCCUGCUGCUCUACUCCAACCUCUCCCCAGAGCAGAGGCGGCUAGGGGGCUCCACCUUGCUGUGGGAGGCUGAGAGCUCCUGGCGCGCCCGAGAGGGACAGCUGUCCCAGGAGAGGGGCCGGCGGCACCGUCGACAUCACUUGCCGGACAGAAGCCAGCUGUGUCGGAAGGUCAAGUUCCAGGUGGAUUUCAACCUCAUUGGGUGGGGCUCCUGGAUCAUCUACCCGAAGCAAUACAAUGCCUAUCGCUGCGAGGGGGAGUGUCCUAGCCCUGUGGGGGAGGAGUUCCAUCCCACCAACCACGCGUAUAUCCAGAGUCUACUGAAACGAUACCAGCCCCACCGAGUCCCUUCCACCUGCUGUGCCCCAGUGAAGACCAAGCCACUGAGCAUGCUCUAUGUGGACAACGGCAGGGUCCUCCUGGACCAUCACAGAGACAUGAUUGUGGAAGAAUGCGGGUGCCUUUGACGAGAUCCUGGUGGGGCCGGAUUUGCCUAUACCCUGGGACAUUGGGAAGGUCCUAGAAGACACGAGAACCAUCUAAUGCAAUGAGGAGACACAGAGGGGGAAAGGUUGUUCUGCGUGCUAGACCAAGGAGGAAGGGCUGUCCCCUCCGUAAAGGAAGGCUCUGGGAAAUGUGCCUCAUAUGGAGGCUGCUGUCAGGAGAUGGCAGGCUGGUUGGCUGUUCUUCCUGAAGAGAUGGUGGUGAUCAGAAGCACUAGGGCAAGGGUUCUUUACUUGACUUCUUAACCUAUGAAUCCCCAGAAAUGAUAGUCAAAAGGUGGGGCAUGUGUGCAUUCAUCUUUGAGGUGGGGCAGGUUACCAAUGACUUUUAUGUAUUCUCAGAAGGGGUCUUGGACCAGCCCUGCCCCCCCACCACCCAGCAAGAUGAACUUCACUGUGUUAAAUGAAAAACAGUUUCUCUCAUUGUCUCUGGCUGGUUUGGGGUAGCCCCGCCCCCCAGGCUGGCUGGUGGCGAUGUGCUGGCCUUGUCCAGAGGCUCCCCGGAGUGGGUCUCUGCUAAUUAUGUGCACAGACACUACAACCAUUGUGAAGUCCUCCCAGGCCAGCUGGUGCCUUUGAAGGGAGAGGCAGGAACUCCCCCAGAGAGCUGGCCACGGUGCACUCCAGGAGUGGAGCCCUCGGGAACCCCCCCAACCUCCCCGACCCCCCGUCAGCCUGCUUGGUAGACACUGUCCGAGUCU